This is a messenger RNA of Arctia plantaginis, 378 nucleotides long. The record is from the annotation of a GenBank genome assembly. NCBI's taxonomy places the organism in Eukaryota, Metazoa, Arthropoda, Insecta, Lepidoptera, Erebidae.
AUGGUUUCUACUGUACCUUUUUCCAGUUUGAUGCAGAGUUAUUUUCUGUACUCUGCCAUUUUAGCUCUGAAGCAGUUGGUUUUAGCCCCAAUGGCAGCUGUAGUGUACCACCCAGAGAAAGUGCAGCGAGCGUAUAUAAGUGACUUGAAGAAUCUCACACCUUUCUGGUUGGUUUCAGCUCUUUACAUGACCACAGGCCCAGACCAAGCAACGGCUGUAUAUUUAUUGAGAAUAUACGUUAUAACCAGAUUUGUAAUAGCUUUGGGAUAUUUACAGAAAUUACCAUCUAUUGUCACAGAAGCUGCUUUUUGCGUAUCGUUUAUGAUAACUUGUUUUAUGGGAGGAUGGGUUGUGUAUACUUAUAGGAAAGCGUUGUAA